Molecule: messenger RNA, 2127 nt
Organism: Aplosporella prunicola CBS 121167
Lineage: Eukaryota; Fungi; Ascomycota; Dothideomycetes; Botryosphaeriales; Aplosporellaceae
Product: GMC oxidoreductase
Exons: 4
Coding region: 119-2017 (632 amino acids)
Biological process (GO): secondary metabolite biosynthetic process
Molecular function (GO): oxidoreductase activity, acting on CH-OH group of donors; flavin adenine dinucleotide binding
Source: RefSeq, a predicted model, not a curated record
CAGGCCUAUGCCUCUUUACUUGGAAGUGCCAGCGAAAUUUGCUAGCAUUGUGGUCUUUUCUAUUAAGUGUUGGAUGUGAUUGCUUGUACACUAAUUGCUUAAGCCCUCUUUUGGUAUCAUGCGUCUUACUUUCUCGUUUUUCUGUGCCUUUCAGUUCGCCCUCGCUAUACCAGUACUAAACCCUAUCCUGGAAGUAAUACAGCAAGUCACAAGUGGGAAAGGCCUUAUUGAAGGUACAUUUGGCGCUCUUGAGGGCGCCCUCGGUCAAGAGGCAACUUAUGACUACGUGGUUGUAGGUGGCGGAACAGCAGGCAAUGCCAUUGGCGUCCGCCUUGCGGAAGCUGGCCAUUCGGUAGCUAUCAUCGAAGCCGGCGCAUACUACGAAUUGGGGAAGCCAGUCCUCGGAACUACACCUGCAGGCGAUAUCAUCGGCAUCGGUUCUUCUAUCUUAGACUCCGACCUGCUUGUUGAUUGGGGAUUUGUCACCGAACCUCAAAGCGGUGCCAAUAAUCGCAAAGUCCAUUACGCUCGCGGAAAGGCAUUGGGUGGAUCAUCUGCUCUUAAUUUCAUGAUAUAUCAAAGGGGUACUCUGGCGUCCUAUGAACAAUGGGCUGAGGACGUAGGCGAUGACAGCUACACGUUCGACAAAAUUCUUCCAUAUUUUGAACGUAGUGUAAACUUCACUGCUCCCAACACAGAGACGCGUUUAGGAAAUGCAACGACUUUAUACAACGAGGACGUUUUCAGCAGCAAUAACCCUGGUCCUGUUUCGGUCUCCUACACGAACUACGUAUCUCCUUGGGCGACAUGGCUCGAGAAGGCCAUGCAUGCGAUUGGCAUCAAGCAGACACAAGAUUUCAACAGCGGAAAUCUCAUGGGUGCACAGUAUUGCUCUGUCAAUGUAAGGCCUUCGGACCAAACGAGAAGCACUUCGGGGGCAUACGUCAACAGCGCUAUCAACAACAAGAACUUAAAGGUUUACCUAAAUACGUUGGCCAAGAGGAUUCUUUUCGGUUCAAAUAACACAGCCACCGGAGUUGAGGUCUCCUCCGGUAUCGUCACCUAUAAGAUUCACGCAUCAAAAGAAGUCAUCCUCUCAGCUGGAGCAUUCCAGUCUCCCCAGUUACUCAUGGUGUCCGGCAUUGGCCCUGCUUCAACGCUCAACGAGUUCGAUAUCGACGUCCGGUCGGAAUUACCAGGUGUGGGUCAGAACAUGUGGGACCAUAUCAUGUUUGGUCCUGCCUAUGAAGUGCAGAUCCAGACCUUGGACAAAGUCCUCCAUGACCCACUGUACUUGGCCGAGGCUUUGGCCGAGUACAUCACCAACCACACCGGCGUGUUGACUUCCAACGUCAUAGAGUUCAUCGGCUGGGAGAAACUAUCAGAAGCUGCGUCUUACCGGAGCAACUUUUCCGAUCCUGCCCUUAACGAUCUCGCAUCUUUUCCAAGCGACUGGCCUGAAGUUGAAUGGAUCAGCGGCAACGGCUACAUAGGCUCCUUCUGGUUUCCCGCUCUUCAACAACCUCUUAACGACAAACAAUAUGCUACCAUACUUGGGGCUCUAGUUGCUCCAACGUCUCGUGGAAACGUCACCAUCAAAUCCACAGACACUUCUGUCCUUCCUAGCAUAAGCCCUAACUGGCUUACCACGAAGACAGACCAAGAACUUGCCAUCGCCAUGUACAAGCGAAUGCGCGAGACGUGGCAUACGCAAACUCUUCAGGAAAUUGUCAUCGGAGAAGAAUACUGGCCCGGAAAAGAGGUUUCGACAGAUGAAGAGAUACUCUCCCUCAUUCAAGACACGUUCAUGACCGUAUGGCACGCAGCAUGCACCUGCAAGAUGGGUAAAAGGAAUGAUAGAAUGGCCGUGGUUGACAACAAGGCGAGAGUUUAUGGCGUUGGAGGUCUGAGAGUUGUGGAUGCGAGCGCUUUACCACUUUUGCCACCGGGUCAUCCAACCAGCAGCAUUUACAUGCUUGCUGAAAAGAUUGCUCAAUCUAUUAUCGAUGGGGAUUGAGAUGAUGGGGCAGUCGCAGUAUAGGCUUCAAACAUUGUUUGAAAUUUUUGCUGUGGUAAUCUAAUGUAAGUCGGAAUAAUAGACACGGAAUACAAAGGUGAACUGCGGCC